AUGGCUCUCUUCCUGGCUGUUACGAUUCUAUGGGCGCUGAUAUGGUUACUCUAUCGUGCAUGGCAAGUCUGUCAGACCCCCAAUGAUGUGUUGGUUGAAAAACUCGGCCUGGACAUCCCUCCGCCGCCGGAGGUGACGCUGGAGGAGAUCACCGCCCGUGAGAUUCGAAUCGCUUGGAAACAGCCGGACUUUCACAACUCCAUACACAGGCACAUCAUCCAAGUCAACGGCUCCAAAGUGGGGGAAUCAAAACGAGCAGAAACCGUGGUGGAAAUCUCGAAUCUAGUCCCGGGCAGCAUCUAUCACGUGUGCGUCUUUUCCGUCAGCGCAGCCAAUUUCCAAACUCCUAGCGCAAUCAUCCACGUGCGAACGAAACCUCUUCCCUUGUCUCCGUCUCAGCAAAAUGCUCCGGUCGGUCCCCCCACAAUCCGGGCUUCGAUUCCGCGACCCGCCGCCGGGUUGGUGGCUCCUUCAGCCCCCAUGAUGGCUCGUGAGCUCAGUGGCGGGCAGUUGCAAGUAAAGCGCUCCUCGGCCGGACGUAGGCAGUCUCCUGCCGCGAGCGGAGUGGACCUCUCUCACGGCCAAUCCGAAGAAACUCAGAGAAACACGACGACCAGUGAUAUCAAUCAAAGCGUGGAGCGACUGGCUGAGAGGUUGAAGACGCUGCAGCAGGAGAACGAGAAUGUGGAGAAGCAGGCUGCGGAGGAAGAAGAGGAACACGUCGCGCUUCUGAAAGAACUUGAGAAACAACGUGACGAGUUGAGGAAGCGGGUCAAGGAGAAGGAUGAGGCCAGUGGCGACCUGAAAAAGCAUGUCAACAAGCUGGAAAGCGUCAAUCGCACGGUACAAAACGAAAAGGCGAAGCGUGAAAGACUCCUGCAGCAGAAAGAAACCGAGCGGAACAAGCGCAGGGAGGACAUCAUCCGGUGGCGAGAAGAGAUGGUGCGGAUGACUGCCGAAGUCACCCAGAUCAACGAGGAAAAGGCACAGGUGGAAGACGAAGGGAAGAGGAGCGCGGACGAAAUUCGCGAGAAGAUUGCCAAGGAGCAGGCGGAGAUGAAGGUGCUCGACGAUGAGAUCCAGGACAAAGGGGGGCGAGUCAAGAAGCUGGAGGAGGAGCGCAAGCGUCAGCAGGGAGGAGACAGUGAGGAUGGAAGGGAGUUGGACCGCAUCGACAACGAGCGAGCCAGACAGUGGGAGAUCAAGUUGAACAAUCUGAAUGCACGAUAUGCCUCGAUGGUGAAUCUGCAUGCACAGGUUAGUGCUUUGAUUACGUCGUCCAUAUUCAACCGGGAAAACACUGACUUGUCCAAGGCUCAACAGCAAUACCAAGACGCACAGGAGCGUCUCAAAUGGUUGACAACCCAGCGUCCUGGCAGCAGCGGGCCGUUUGCCCUGCCCACCCUGGAUAUGGAUCUGUCGAACACAGCAACUAUCCGCCCGCGCCGCCAUCGCAGUUCGCUCAACAGCAAUGUCUCGUCUCCUAUGAAUUUCCCCAGUCUCGAGCCAUCGUUCCCCGGUGGUGUCAACUUCAACCCACCGUCUACCAACUCGCCCACAUUCGCCCCCAUCCCCGCAUUCUUCAACAUCAAUAAUGGAAUGACAUUACCGGGCUUGUCAGAUUCUUUUGAUGCCAUGCGCGGUGAACUAGAUCUCUCCUUCGGUAAUCCGCAAAUGAGUCCUCGCGCCGAUGCUCUACUCCCCUCCGAUCUGCUCGGAGACGAAGAGUCUCCUGAACCCCCUCGUCCCAUUAUUCGUCCCCGGUUCUCGAAUCUCGACAUGUCCGAUCCGCCUCUCGAAAGCUUCUCGCGGGGCCCAUCAUCCCCAGAGUCUGCAGCGAGCAAGCCAGCAAGUAUCUUCGCCAGCCCCCAUGAGGAUCUGAACGAGCCCCGACCGCAAUCGGUACAUGUGGUGGAGGUUGAUGACGCGCCCAAGAGUGCUUCCAGGAGACUCUCUGGUCUGUUUGGCUUCCAUCGCCCUCGUGGUAAGACAUUGGCCGAUGAACCACCUUUGCUGGGCACUCUGAAAGCAGGGCAGAGCCAAUCUUUCCCGCGUAAUCUAGACGAGAUGGAUCCGAUUGGCGCUAGGCGCCGUCGAUUAAGCCACACAGGCAACUGGGCCAACCCCAUCUCGUUGCUUCCUAGAAGCAACACCGCCGGCGUCACCGCAGACAGCUCUUCGGACCAUUUGCCGUCUCGGCGGACAGCCAUCUCGAGUAUUUUCAGUCCCAGUCGAUUUGGGUUUGGUGGUGGUGGUGGUGGUGCCAAUGGUGGUGCCAGUGGCGGCGGGAGUAGCCUCCUUAAGUCGAGCGAGCCCUCUGACCUCAGCAGUGGGUAUAACCAGUUUAGUCCGCGACACGACCCUAUCGAUCCAGCAUCGAUCCUCGGUACUGUCCGACGAGGUUCGCUCUCCCCUAGACCCUCGUCGACUUUCUCCUUUGAGAAUCAGCUUCCUCAUCCUUCCACAGAUCAUCGUCUCUUUGGCUGGGGCUCGGCCGAAAAGGGUCACCGCAGUCCUCUAGGCUUCGAUUGGGCUUCUCCAUCCACCUGGUCCAGGGCUCAUUCGCGUCGCCCAUCGAUCCAGUAUGGAUCCUCGGGGCACUUGCCUUUGGGGCUCACGGGUGAACCUGAUUUUCCUCAGGAGUCCUUUGAAAGACAAGGCCGCCCAUUGCAAGCGCCCAUCGGCACACGGCCUUCUUCCUCCCACCGCCCGGUUACGCCCAAGUUAAACCCCGCAGCGCCGUCUUUCAAGACCAUCUUUAUCCGGAAGUCCGACAAGGAUAAGGACAAAGAGAGAGGCAGGGACCGAGACGCUGACGUUCCUUUUGACUUCCAUAUGGAGGAAGGAUCUCCGUCGGAGUCGCGUAUCUCAAGAGACUCUCGCCCUCGAUCUUUGUCUGUCUUUACUGGUGACUCGUACGAAUCGUUGGAGCGGAUGCCCUCGGCCGCUUCUGCAGAUAACAGUACUUCGAAAGAAUCCUUCAUUCGGAAGAUUACCCGAAAGGGCAGCUCGAGCAAGUUUAGUUCGUGGAAGGAUCGUUCAGGCUUCUUCUCGAAGAAGGGCGAUUCGUCCCAGGGUGACAUCGACGAGGACGCGAACAGCGAGGCACAACUUGCCAAGAGUAUUGACAGCACCAUCUCCAGUGUUCCCUCCGUGGACCGAUCGACUAGGAGCAGUCUCGGGUUUUUCAGUCGGAAGUCUAAGAAAUCCGAUAAAGCGGCUAGUGAGACGAGUGAAAGACCUAGCGAACUAGCCAGCGAAAUGGGCGACGAGGAGCUCCCUGAGGAUACCCAUGAAUCUUGA
Messenger RNA from Aspergillus clavatus NRRL 1, 3303 nucleotides. RefSeq names its product Fibronectin type III domain protein. The record is from RefSeq and is a predicted model, not a curated record. The transcript has 3 exons. Lineage: Eukaryota; Fungi; Ascomycota; Eurotiomycetes; Eurotiales; Aspergillaceae. The coding region runs from base 1 to 3303 and encodes 1100 amino acids. Gene Ontology annotation, molecular function: protein binding.